Arabidopsis thaliana (thale cress) is the source of this 2264-nucleotide messenger RNA. RefSeq names its product aspartate aminotransferase (gene AAT). The transcript has 10 exons. Gene Ontology annotation, biological process: amino acid metabolic process; L-phenylalanine biosynthetic process. Lineage: Eukaryota; Viridiplantae; Streptophyta; Magnoliopsida; Brassicales; Brassicaceae. Bases 612 to 2039 code for a protein of 475 amino acids. Gene Ontology annotation, cellular component: chloroplast. Gene Ontology annotation, molecular function: pyridoxal phosphate binding; catalytic activity; transaminase activity. The record is from RefSeq and is marked reviewed.
CUUUUCUUCUCCAAAAGAGCUUGCUUAGUUACUUGCUUUCCUGAAUCUGAUCCCUGGUUCGUUUCUCUUCUCUCCUUGUUAAAUUAAGAGUUAAGUAAGUUUGGCAUCGAGUGUCUGUUGUUGUGAUCCUUGUUUAUUCUCGUAGCAAUCUCACUCCAAAGCUUCUAAGUUAUAAUCCUUAUUUUAGGCAUUUACUUGAUCCCAAGAUUGGAGUCUAUUAACUAGAUUAUGCCUAAUGCCUUAAGAAUAUUAACUUUUUUUAUAGCUAUAGAUAUAUAUUUUCCCAUAUUUUUAGGAUUAAGAUUAGGGUUUAAUGAUUGAAUAAUAUAGUUAUACAAGUGUGUGACUGAUAAAAUGAAACAAACGAAAAAUCUUUCCCGGUGACAUCAUCAGCCGCCGGCGACUAGCUUUCUAACUCUGGUUUGCAAAUUCAAAGGGUUGGUUGGUGGCUAAUUUUGAACAUAUAUAAAUGUCAUUUUAAAAUAUUUUUAAUUUCAUUUUCUUAACAUUGUUCCACCAACUCCUCCCACAUUCUCUCCGCCUCUCUCGUUUACAAAUCCCACCUCAAAGGUCGACUCUUUAUCUCUCUUCUCACCAACCCAACUUCUCCAAUGGCUUCUCAGAGUUCAGUCGCCGUCAUUUCCUCCGCCGCCGCCAGAGGUGAAUCAUUCCCAGAUUCAAAGAAACCAAUCGGGUCAGUUCGGUUCCAACAACCCCUCCGUCUCUCCUUCUCGUACUGUAAGUCAGGGAAUAUGUCAUCUAGAAUCUGCGCUAUGGCCAAACCAAAUGAUGCUGAGACUCUUUCAUCAUCAGUAGAUAUGUCACUUAGCCCGCGAGUUCAGUCCUUAAAACCUUCCAAGACUAUGGUUAUAACCGAUCUUGCAGCCACUCUUGUUCAAUCCGGUGUUCCGGUUAUUAGACUAGCUGCGGGAGAACCCGAUUUCGACACUCCCAAAGUCGUAGCUGAGGCUGGGAUCAACGCGAUUCGAGAAGGUUUUACUAGGUAUACGUUAAAUGCAGGUAUUACAGAACUCAGAGAAGCAAUAUGUCGAAAGCUAAAAGAGGAGAAUGGAUUGUCUUAUGCGCCUGAUCAGAUCUUGGUUAGUAAUGGAGCUAAACAAAGUCUCUUACAAGCAGUGCUUGCAGUUUGUUCUCCUGGAGAUGAAGUUAUAAUUCCUGCACCGUAUUGGGUGAGUUACACAGAACAGGCGAGAUUGGCUGAUGCAACGCCCGUGGUUAUUCCUACCAAGAUUUCUAACAAUUUUUUGUUGGAUCCAAAGGAUCUUGAGUCUAAAUUGACUGAAAAAUCUAGACUUCUUAUUCUCUGCUCUCCUUCCAACCCUACUGGAUCUGUUUACCCCAAGAGUUUGCUCGAAGAGAUUGCACGGAUCAUUGCUAAGCAUCCAAGACUUCUGGUGCUUUCGGAUGAAAUAUAUGAACACAUUAUUUAUGCACCUGCAACACACACAAGCUUUGCUUCUUUGCCUGACAUGUAUGAAAGAACUUUGACAGUAAACGGUUUCUCAAAGGCUUUCGCAAUGACGGGUUGGAGGCUUGGAUAUCUUGCUGGUCCUAAACAUAUUGUGGCAGCUUGCAGUAAAUUACAAGGCCAGGUUAGUUCAGGAGCUAGUAGCAUUGCUCAGAAAGCAGGUGUUGCUGCGCUUGGGUUAGGCAAAGCUGGAGGAGAAACGGUUGCAGAGAUGGUUAAAGCUUAUAGAGAAAGACGAGAUUUCUUGGUUAAAAGCUUAGGUGAUAUCAAAGGUGUUAAGAUCUCUGAACCUCAGGGAGCUUUUUAUCUCUUUAUUGACUUCAGUGCUUACUAUGGAUCAGAAGCUGAAGGUUUUGGUUUGAUCAAUGAUUCGUCGUCUCUUGCACUAUACUUUCUUGACAAGUUUCAGGUUGCAAUGGUUCCUGGUGAUGCUUUUGGAGAUGAUAGUUGUAUCCGAAUAUCUUAUGCCACAUCUCUCGACGUUCUUCAAGCAGCUGUUGAGAAGAUCAGGAAAGCCCUUGAGCCACUCCGUGCCACUGUCUCCGUUUAACAGUUCGGACACAGAAAUGUGUUUAAGAUUGUUUAUGAUAUGUUGUAACUUAUUUAUCAGCUUUGUCUCCAAUCCAAUAAAAAGUCUUUUUCUAUGCUUUGUUCGUUCCUUCAAAUUCAUAUAUAACCAUAAACAAUUAUCUUAAUUGUAAAUCAUUUAUUAGUAUUUAAGGUUGCUUGUGUAAUAAGGUUAUAUCCGAUUAUGUCAAAAUAUUAAGAAGUUAAA